AUGAAAAGUCUCAAACAAAUAAUUGAUGAAGCAAACAUAAAACCAAACAAGUUAAAAGAAUUUGGCAUUGAUUUUCCAAACAUGGAACAAUUCAUUGAUGUGUCCCUAAUGCCAAACUCAAUGCUAUUCAAAACAAUGCCAACGAUAUUUACUUGCGAUGGUGAUGAGAUUUUUGAGUUCAAAAGAACUGAACAACAUGAUAUGCUACAAUCUAGUCCAAGAAAAAUAAUUCAUUCAAACGAUGAUGAUGCUGUUCAUACCCUUUUAGAAUCAGAAAUGCUUAGUGAAGAUAAUGACGAAUUAUGGAGUGAAGUAUUAGAAGAAGAAGAACAAGUAAUAAAUUCAACAUGGCAAACAACGCAACAUAUAUUAUCUCAUGACGACAUCCUAGAAUCAGAGUUUUGGUUGGAUUGA
This is a messenger RNA of Hemisphaericaspora subhashii, 414 nucleotides long. RefSeq lists its product as uncharacterized. The record is from RefSeq and is a predicted model, not a curated record. NCBI's taxonomy places the organism in Eukaryota, Fungi, Ascomycota, Pichiomycetes, Serinales, Debaryomycetaceae. Bases 1 to 414 code for a protein of 137 amino acids. The transcript has a single exon.